Messenger RNA from Dentiscutata erythropus, 285 nucleotides. The record is from the annotation of a GenBank genome assembly. Lineage: Eukaryota; Fungi; Glomeromycota; Glomeromycetes; Diversisporales; Gigasporaceae.
AAGUUAUUUAAAAAUGAACUCUAUAUAUAUGCAAAAGACAUCUCAUAUAUUGACAUCCAAACAUUAACUAAAAAACGAAUUUUAAACCCUACUGAUCCUCAAGUUUCACCAUCAUCAUCCAAUAUAACACGAAAUAAACUUUUGUCAGCAUACCAAAGUAUCUGUGAAGAACCUGAAAAAAAUCUUAAAGACUUAACCUUAACAAACAUGACAAAUUCAGAUACAACAGACUCCCAACUCUCAGAUUCAUCACAAAAAAAUUCUCAACAAGCAAAACAUCCAUGA